UCUGAGCAACAUGAGCGGAAGAGGCAAAACCGGCGGAAAAGCCAGAGCGAAGGCUAAGAGUCGCUCCUCCAGGGCAGGACUUCAGUUUCCCGUUGGCCGUGUUCACAGGCUUCUCCGCAAGGGUAACUAUGCUCAGCGUGUUGGUGCCGGUGCUCCAGUCUACUUGGCCGCUGUGCUCGAGUAUCUGACCGCUGAGAUCCUUGAGUUGGCUGGAAACGCCGCUCGGGACAACAAGAAGACCCGUAUCAUCCCCCGUCACCUGCAGCUGGCGGUACGCAAUGACGAGGAGCUGAACAAGCUUCUGGGCGGAGUGACCAUCGCUCAGGGCGGUGUGCUGCCCAACAUCCAGGCCGUGCUGCUGCCCAAGAAAACCGAGAAGGCCGCCAAAGGCAAAUAAAUUAGC
Danio rerio (zebrafish) is the source of this 403-nucleotide messenger RNA. Lineage: Eukaryota; Metazoa; Chordata; Actinopteri; Cypriniformes; Danionidae. The record is from RefSeq and is a predicted model, not a curated record.